This is a messenger RNA of Osmerus eperlanus (European smelt), 1224 nucleotides long. RefSeq names its product guanine nucleotide binding protein (G protein), gamma 8 (gene gng8). Lineage: Eukaryota; Metazoa; Chordata; Actinopteri; Osmeriformes; Osmeridae. The record is from RefSeq and is a predicted model, not a curated record. The coding region runs from base 414 to 626 and encodes 70 amino acids. Gene Ontology annotation, molecular function: G-protein beta-subunit binding. The transcript has 3 exons. Gene Ontology annotation, biological process: G protein-coupled receptor signaling pathway. Gene Ontology annotation, cellular component: heterotrimeric G-protein complex.
CAACUGAAACUUCUGCCAAAAGCUCAUAGUUACUCACAUGUAGUUUCCACACAGGAGACAUGUAAUACAGCCGUUUUCACACUACCAACAGCCUCUUCUAUCUGUGAGUCUUAUCAGAUUGAUUCAGCCAGAUAUUUGGAUUGGCGUCUGUGAUAUGUGGGUGAUGGAGACACAGUCAAGGGAGAAAGGUCACGCCCCAUGUCGUCUGUUAUGGCUGCAUUAAACUCUACAUGGGGGAAGAACCAGCGCUAAUUAUGAGAGGAGGCAACAUCCCCACCUACUCUUCCCCAUCAUCGUCUUAAUCUCUUCAUUUGUAACAGUACAUGGGUAGAGAACUCUUUACUUCAGGAGCCCUGGAUCUAUCAGUCAGUUGGUAAUCGUUCAGUGGCUGAGAUACAACAGGAAGGGUGAGGAUGUCCAAUAACAUGGCCAAAAUAGCUGAUGCCAGAAAGACUGUGGAACAACUGAAACUUGAAGUCAACAUUGAACGGAUGCUGGUGUCUAAAGCAGCAGCUGACCUGAUGGCCUUCUGUGAAGCUCAUGCUAAAGAAGACCCGCUGGUGACACCUGUGGUAUCCUCUGAAAACCCUUUUCGAGAGAAGAAAUUGUUCUGUGCAAUACUCUAAUUCCAGCACGUCAUUAUAAAAAUAUAUUCAUUAAUAGAUAAUAUAUCACUUAAAUUGCAAGAGCAGAAUGAUGUGUAAAUGUUUUUGUACCUAUUUACUUUUUACAUAGUAGUAGGAUAUCAGUGUUGUUUAUGUAAUCAAAUAUAAAUAAACAGGAGUUGGUUUUGAAUGAUUCAUCUAGAGAGUGAGAGAGACAGACAUAUCUGCAAUAAAACAAUUAUUUCGGAUGGAGCAAAGUUCAUUUGCUCAUAAAUAAUAUCCCCAGGUAUCUGCGCAUCACCCUAACAGUAGGAUUACACAUUAACUUAACAAGCCUUCCAGGGUGCACCCUGGGCCCUCCUCUGAACUCCCAACCCUGAGUAAAUAAGACAAAUUCUUAAAUGUAUUUGUUAUCCUUUCGGAGGGUUAGGAAUGUCUAUUCAUGCAAGGAUUUAUACUGUUACUUUAAAUGUUGAUGUGUAGACUUAAUUUAGCCUAUAAAAAAUGCACCAGGCUGAAAAGACAACACCGUAACGUCGUUGUGACAACAACCUUGAAGUAGACUUCAACAAAUGCAAACCUGCAACACCGUGGGGAUGUUAUUUUCUCAGAUUCAAUC